Molecule: messenger RNA, 11858 nt
Organism: Conger conger (European conger)
Lineage: Eukaryota; Metazoa; Chordata; Actinopteri; Anguilliformes; Congridae
Gene: lama5
Product: laminin, alpha 5
Exons: 80
Coding region: 235-11325 (3696 amino acids)
Biological process (GO): regulation of cell adhesion; regulation of cell migration; cell adhesion
Cellular component (GO): basement membrane
Molecular function (GO): signaling receptor binding
Source: RefSeq, a predicted model, not a curated record
CUCGAGCGCAGAGGUGACCGUCCGAAAGAGAGACGGCGAUUGCAGUUGUACAGUAGCUACUCGUUUCGCAAUGCACAAAGAAACGCUAAAGGAAUAAGAUUCCCUUCAUUUGUUUAUUUAUUUUUAAAAUUUUCAGAUGAUCCCGUGCACACUUUAUUUCGCUUUUGCUGAGCUUCUGUAGUUAUUCGCUAGCUGUUUUUUGUUUUUUUCAUUGGAGGGACAGCACAGGUGAAGAUGGCGAGGCGACCGGCUGUGAGAAUAACUUUCCACGCUGGUGACAGCUUUGCGCGCAUCGUUUUAGUAUUGUGGUCGCUCGUCUGCGUGGUUUCUGGUCAGGAGCUUCCUUCCAGUGGGGUGAACGGAUUCAGCUUGCAUCCACCGUAUUUCAACUUGGCUGAAGGCACAAAAAUCACGGCUACGGCAACCUGUGGGGAGGACGAAAAUGGGCGUGCAAUUCAGGACUUAUACUGCAAGCUUGUGGGGGGGCCGGUAUCGGGAGACCCGAGUCAGACCAUUCAGGGCCAGUACUGUGACACCUGCACCAUGGGCGACAGCAACAGGGCGCACCCCAUCACCAACGCCAUCGAUGGGACGGAGCGCUGGUGGCAGAGCCCGCCCCUCUCCCGCAGCGUGGAGUACAACCAGGUCAACGUCACUCUGGACUUAGGGCAGCUCUUCCACGUGGCCUAUGUCCUCAUCAAGUUUGCAAAUUCCCCCAGACCUGACCUGUGGGUGCUGGAGCGGUCUAUCGACUUCGGGGAGACAUAUCAGCCAUGGCAGUUUUUUGCCUCUUCAAAAAGAGACUGCAUUGAGCGCUUUGGCCAAAGGACAAUUGAGCGUAUCAACAAAGACAAUGAUAUUAUUUGCACAACGGAGUAUUCCCGCAUUGUUCCUCUGGAAAAUGGAGAGAUUGUGGUUUCCCUGGUGAACGGGCGUCCAGGAGCCAUGAAUUUCUCCUAUUCCCCCGUGCUGAGAGACUUCACCAAGGCCACGAACAUCCGCCUGCGUUUCCUUCGCACCAACACCCUGCUGGGGCACCUGAUGGGCAAAGCUCUGCGAGACCCCACGGUCACCCGCAGGUAUUACUACAGCAUCAAGGACAUCAGCAUUGGUGGACGGUGUGUGUGCAAUGGACACGCUGAGGCCUGCAACGCCAAGGAUCCCAAUGACCCUUACAAACUGCAGUGUGACUGCCAGCACAACACUUGUGGGCCAUCAUGUGAUCACUGUUGCCCUGGAUUCAACCAGCUGCCAUGGAAACCAGCAACAACGUACAGCGCCAACGAGUGUGAACCGUGUAACUGCCACAGGCAUGCGUUUGACUGCUACUACGACCCGGAGGUCAACCGGAGGAGGGUCAGUAUGAACCAGCUGGGGGAGUACCUCGGUGGGGGUGUGUGCCUGGAGUGUCAGCACCACACCACUGGAAUCAAUUGUGAGCGCUGCAUCCCUGGUUACUACAGGUCACCUGACCAGCCCCUGGACUCCCCAUAUGUCUGCUCCCCCUGCGCCUGCCAGUCAGAGUUCACCGACGGAACGUGUGAGGAUCUGACCGGCCGCUGUUACUGCAAGCCCAACUACACCGGCCGGGACUGCGGCACCUGUGCGGAGGGAUACGUCAACUUCCCCGAGUGUUUCCCUAUUCCCAUUUACCCUAACAACAAUAAUGGUGAAGUACUUCCUGCUGGGGAGAUCAUAAACUGCGAGUGUAAUGCUGCUGGCACAGAAGGGAACUCCUGUCGCCCUGACCCACGCACCCAGGCCUGUGUCUGCAAGCCCGGCUUUACUGGAGCUCACUGUGACAGCUGUGCGCCCAGGUUCUUUGGCCUGAACUGCCAGUCCUGCCAGUGUUCGGGCCCUGGCUGCCUGGACGGGACCUGUGACACGGCCACGGGUCAGUGCCACUGCAGGAGCGGCUUCCAGGGGUACGCCUGUGAGCGCUGCGCUCCCGGGUACUUCAACUACCCCCUCUGCCAGCUGUGUGGCUGCAGCACGGUGGGCUCUCUCCCAGAGGGCUGUGAUGCGUGGGGCCGGUGUUUGUGUCGGUCAGAGUUCCAGGGCCCGCGCUGUGAGCAGUGUCGCUCAGGCUUCCAUUCCUACCCCAACUGCCAAGUGUGCUCGUGUGACCCCCGCACCUCCCUGGACUCCAGCUGCAGUGUGUCAGGCCACUGCCACUGCCGGCCCAACUUCAGCGGCACGUCAUGUGACCAGUGUGCGCCCGGGUUCUUCGGCUACCCCAGCUGCACGCCAUGCCAGUGCUCCAUCGAAGGCUCACGCUUCAGCACCUGUGACAAGGUGACAGGACAGUGUGCCUGCCUGCCCAGCGUGGUGGGACAGCGCUGCGACUCCUGCAGCUCCGGGUCCUAUGGCUUCCCACUCUGUCAAGUUGGAACCUGCAACCCUGCUGGUUCUGUGCAGAAUGAAAUCUUGCCAACAGUCGGCAGCUGUGAGUGCCGGCCCUAUGUUGAGGGCAUUGCCUGCGAUAAAUGCAAAGCCCUUUUCUGGAAUCUUUCUCCGGACACUCCGCAGGGAUGCUCCAACUGCGAGUGCAACACACCAGGGACCCUGAGCAAUGUGGCAGAGUGUGCUCAGAGUAGCGGGCAGUGUUACUGCAAACCCAAUGUAUGCAGUGGCACAUGCUCUGUAUGCAAAGACGGCUACUUCAACCUGCAGGGGGAAAACUACUUUGGGUGCCAGGGCUGUCAGUGUGACAUCGGGGGAUCUGCUGGUCUGUUGUGUGGGGAGAGGAACGGGCGAUGCCAGUGCCGUCCAAAUGUUGAAGGGCCAAAGUGCAACCAGCCAAAACCAGACCAUUACUUCCCAGACCUGCACCAUCUGAAGUUUGAGAUAGAGGAUGGGACCGUGCUAGAUGGUCGGCCAGUCCGUUUCGGGUACAACCCCCUCGAAUUUGAGGGUUUCAGCUGGAGAGGUUAUGCACAGAUGUCUCCUAUCCAGCCCAAGGUGGUGGUGGCGGUUUCGCUGAGCUCCCCGGACCUGUUUCACGUAGUGUUGCGCUACGUCAAUCGCGGCUCCGCGGACGUCCGGGGCCGGGUGUCAGUCCUGGAGGAUGGGAAGAGCAUUUUAUGCAGCAACUGCUCAGAUCAGUCCAAGCAGAUCGUCUUCGCCCCAAGUUCUGAACCCACCUUCGUCAAUGUUCCCCAGAACAACUUUGUGGAGCCCUUUGUUCUGAAUCCCGGCACGUGGACAGUGGUCAUAGAGGCAGAGGGGAUUCUCCUGGACUACCUGGUGCUGCUGCCCAGUGCGUACUACGAAGCCCCCAUUCUGCAGAUCAAAGUAACAGAGGCCUGCACCUACAGCCCCUCACAGGACUCCAGCCAGAGCUGCCUCCUCUACAAGUACCUUACCUUGGAUGACUUCCCCUCCAUUUCGGGAAAUGAUGCCAGCUGCAGAUUCGAUAACCACCUUCCACGCCCCUGCCAGAGCGAAAAGAUCACGGCCCGACACCCUCCCAUGGCCAUCUGCAGCGGAAGUGAUAUUAACGUGCAGCUGCGAGCUGCAGUGCCGCGGCCAGGGAAGUACGUGGUGCUGGUGGAGUACUCCAGUGAAGACCAAGCUCCACAGACUCUCACCGUGUUUGUGAACACACCGGGCGGACGCACACACCAGGAGUACCUCACGCUGCUGCACUGCAAGUACAGUUUCCUGUGUCGAGGGGUCAGUGUGGAUGACAAGAGCCGUGUGGCCAUCUUCACUUUGUCCACUGACAUCGAUGUGCAGUUCCUCGCAGACAGAGCCAGUUUCUUCCUGUACAAGGUGUACCUGAUCCCACAUGAGCAGUUCACCAUGGAGUACCUGAAGCCCAAAAUGCAUUGCAUCAGCACGCACGGCACCUUUGCCCCUGACAGUGCUGCCUGCAUCCCGUCCCGUUUCCAGACCCCCUCCCAGUCUCUGGUGCUUAAAGAGGGCCAGGCGUCUCAGGUGCAGGACCCAGCUGUGGCCCUCCCGCCUGACUCACAGUCCCUGCCCGCAGACGCCCCCCACUGGGCGGCUGGUGACCGCCCCCCCACUGCCGCGGAUAACGCAGACCACGUCCGCCUCGAUCACUCACAGAACGCAGUGGUGUAUUCGACGAGGGUACAGAGUCUGGGCGGCUAUGUCUUCAUCCUGCACUACCAUCAGCCCCUGCACCCCACCUUCACUGUGCAGGUCUUCCUCAAUGGGGGCCGCAUUUGGCAGGGCAUCGCCAACGCCACCUUCUGCCCCCAUGGCUACGGCUGCCGCAGUCUGCUGAAGUCAGAGGACAAGAUCAUCCUGGACGUGACGGACAACGAGGUGGUGUUGACUGUCCAAGUCCCCGAUGGCAAGACGCUGUGGCUGGAUUACAUUCUGGUGGUCCCAGAGGGCAGCUAUAGCUCCAGCCACCUGAACGAAGAGCCUCUUGACAAAUCCUACGACUUCAUCAGCAACUGUGGCCAAAACAGCUUUUACAUCAACCCGACGUCCUCCUCGCCCUUCUGCCGGUCCUCGGCCGUGUCUCUCUCCGCCUUCUUCAACAACGGCGCUCUGCCGUGCGGCUGCCACGAGGCGGGGGCGGAGAGCGACACCUGCCAGCCCUUCGGCGGGCAGUGCCAGUGUCUGCCCAACGUCAUCGGGAGGGACUGCUCCCAGUGUGCCACAGGAUACUGGGGCUUCCCCAACUGCAGGCCGUGUAGCUGUGGCACACGGCUGUGUGAGCAGGUCACAGGGGAGUGUAUCUGUCCUCCGCGCACGCUGCGUCCGGAGUGUGUGACCUGUGAACCGCAGACGUUUGGCUGCCACCCGCUGGUGGGUUGUGAGGUCUGCAACUGCUCCCGGCCUGGAAUCCUUUCUGUGGAUGUCAGCUGUGACACUGACAGUGGACAGUGCAGAUGCAAGAACAACAUCAUUGGUCGUCAGUGUGAUCGCUGCGCCCCCGGUUUCUACGGUUACCCAAACUGCAGGCAGUGUGACUGCCAUGAAGCCGGCACGGAGAGCGAUGUGUGUGACGCUGUCUCAGGGCAGUGCCUCUGCAAGGAAAACGUGGAGGGAGCGCGCUGUGACCAGUGUCGGGUGGGAAGGUUCCACCUGGACCCCACCAACCCCAAGGGCUGCACCAGCUGCUUCUGCUUCGGAGCCACGGACCGCUGCCGCAGCUCUGAGACACGCCGCACGGAGCUCGUGGACAUGAAAGGCUGGGUUCUGCUGGGCGGGGAUCGGCAGGAGGUUCCGGUCUCCACAGAUCUGGACCAGGGCCUGGUGGAGGCCGACUUGGGCGACGUGCCCGAUGUGUAUCAGGACCUGCACUGGCACGCUCCCCGCAGCUACCUGGGAGACAAGGUGUCGUCGUAUGGAGGAUAUCUGCGGUAUCACCUGCAGUCCCAGGCAAUGAGGGGCGAUGUGCUGGCCCUGCCAGCUGAGGCCUCCCGGCCUGACGUCAUUCUGAAGGGUAACCAGAUGACGCUAGUCUACCUGGAGAGAGAAUAUUCACCUCCUGGAAUCCCCCAUGAGGGGAUAGUUCACCUGGUGGAGGGAAGCUUCCGGCACGCACAGACCGGUAACGUGGUGUCUCGGGAGGAGCUGAUGAUGGUGCUGGUGGGGCUGGAGUCCCUGCAGAUCCGGGCCCUGCACUCCCAGUCCGCCAUGGGGGUGUCGCUGCGCGGAGCGGUGCUGGAGGGUGCCGACAGCGCGUCCUCAGGACAGCGCACCAGCAACGUGGAGCUCUGCUUCUGCCCCGCCAACUACCAGGGCGACUCCUGCCAGCAAUGUGCUCCAGGUUUCUACAGAGACACCAAGGGGCUGUUCCUGGGGAAAUGCGUCCCCUGCAGUUGUCACGGCCACUCUGACCUAUGUCUGGAUGGAACAGGCGUUUGUGUGAACUGCCAGCACAACACGGCAGGAGAGCACUGUGAGAAGUGUCGUGGCGGUUUCCUUGGUAACUCCACGGUAGAUGGGCAUGCCGUCUCCUGCAGCAGCUGCCCCUGUCCUCUGCAGGUGGCCUCCAACAAUUUUGCAUUGGGCUGUGUGGAGAAGCCUGGCAGGAUGCAGUGCUUGUGUAUGCCUGGGUACGCCGGACCCCACUGCGAGAGGUGCGCCCCCGGUUUCUAUGGCAACCCCAUGGUGAUUGGCAGCACAUGCCAGCCCUGCAAGUGUCAUGACAACACAGACCCAAAUAUGCUGUUCAGUGACUGCCACCCACUGACUGGAGAGUGCCAGGGCUGCAUGCACAACACGGCCGGCCCGCAGUGCGACCUCUGCGCACCUGGCUUCUACGGAGACGCUCUGGCUGCCAAGAACUGCACCAAAUGCAACUGUUCCCCGUGUGGCACUGACACAUGUGACCCUCAUACUGGACAGUGCCACUGCAAGCUGGGUGUGACCGGAGCCCAGUGUAAUGUCUGUGAGAACGGGGCGUUUGGGUACGAGACCUGCGCAGGGUGCCAGCGCUGUAACUGUGAUGCUGCAGCUGCCCUCGUCCAGCCCUGCGACCCCAGGAACGGGACCUGUGCCUGCCAGCCCGGGGUCAACGGCCCCAACUGCCGUCAGUGCGCUCCCGGAUACUGGGACUACAGCCCCAGCGGCUGCAAGAAGUGUGACUGCAAGGCAGGCCUUUGUGACCCCAGGACCGGGGAGUGCAGGUGUUCCGGGGGCUUGACAGGGGCGCAGUGUGACACCUGUGCACACAAGUUCAGCGUCCCAGUGCAGACUGGAACAGAGCCUAUGCAGUGCCAUGUCUGUGACAGCUGUGUCAUCGUUCUGCUGGACGACCUGGACGGCAUGAGCGACAGCUUCAGCUCUGUGAAGCGGCAGCUGGCCAACCUCAACGCCAGCUCUAUCGCCUGGGCACAGCUAAACAGCCUCAACGAGUCUGUGGCAAACAUGACUAACGAUAUCGGCAACUAUAACGACACACUGGAUGAGAGCAGAACCAGAGCGGACAUGCUGGAAGUUGAGGCCCAAAAUAUCAACUCUGACAUUGACGAAUUACAAGAAAAGGUGCGGCUGACGAGGCGGAAGGCAAACGACCUUGAGACGAGUGUGAACAGAACUCAUGGGAGAGCCACAGACCUGGUCAACUACAUCAAGGGCAUGAUGGCAACUGUUGGAGAUAUCUCGUCCCAGAUAAACAGGACCGCGAAUGAGACAAGCCAGGCUUCACGGGAGGACCUGUUGGAGAAGCUGGUCCAGGUGGAGGACAUGCUGAGGGAAAUGAGGUUCAGAGGCUGCCAGGCCCAGAAAUCAGCAGCUGAGAAAGAGCUGUCUGAGGCCCAAAAAUUGGUGGAGAGGGUGAAGGAAGAGUUGGGCAAGAGGCUAUCAGUGAACCAGGACCAGGUGCAGCAUAUCAAGGAAAAGCUGGGAACGUACCACACUGAGCUGAUGGACCUGAGAGAUGCGCUUAAUGAAGCAGUCAACAACACGGCCCAAGCGGCCGAUACCAACAAUAUGAACAUGAAGAGGCUGGAGGAGAGCAAGCAAAAGGUGGAGGACCUGACCAAGCAGCAGAAGGAGGUGAAUGAUCUCCUGCAGAUGGCAGAUGAUGCUGUCUCUCAGGUCUACGACCUGCUGAGCAUGCUGCAGGAAUCCAAGGAGGAAUACGAGCACUUGGCAGCCCAGCUUGAUGGGGCCAGGAAACCCCUGGCAGAGAAGGUGCAGAAGUUUUCCCCGACGGUGUCCAAGAUCCCUUUGGUAGAGGAAGCAGAGAAGCGUGCAGACCUGCUCGAUCAGCUGGCUAAGAACCUCUCCAGUGUGAUUGCAGACACAAAUCAGGAUAGCUUCAUUCAGCGUGCAGUGAAUGCAUCGCGAGCCUACACCAACAUCAUCGAUGCUGUGCGUGAUGCUGAAGCUUCUGCUCGUGAGUCUAACAAGACAGCCACGGAUGCUCUGGAGAAAGUGCAAGGGAAAGACCUUGGCCAGCUGGCCGACACACUGAAAAACAAGAGCAACGAGCUGGUGAAUGAGGCCAGGCAACUGCAGGAUAAGCUCUCUAAAGAAUUGAAGCCCGAUCUUCGGGACGCAAAGGCACGGAUUAAAGAUGCCAAAAAGAAACAGGAAUCUCUUCUAAGGGAUCUGGAAUUGGCCCAGAAAAACCUCAAUGUUAGCAGAGAGGAGACCGCAAAGGACCUUGCUGAGGCCAAGCGGGCUGCUGCAGAGGCCAACAGCACCACUGCACAGGUGGAGGACGCACUCAGCCCCAUCAAGAAACAGCUGACUGAGUGGCAGCAGCAAUAUGGAGACUCCAACGCCACCAACGAGGACAUCAACAACGCCUUCAUGGAGGCCAACAAAUCAGUUGGAUUGCUGGGGGAAACGAUUCCUCUUCUCAUGAAAAAACUGGACAAGCUACAGAACCGUUCUGCACAGAUGCCCAACAUCUCUGAGAACAUAGACAGGAUCCGCCAACUCAUCGAGCAGGCGCGAAAUGCCGCCAAUAAGGUGAAAGUGCCAGUGAAGUUUAAUGGGACCUCAGGUAUACAGGUGAGGACCCCCAGUAACCUGGCUGACCUGGAAGCAUACAACUCCCUCAAGUUCUACAUCACGCUUCCUGAGUCCGGCAAGAAAAAACGACAGGAUGAGAGCACACGCCAGUUUGUCUUGUAUCUCGGCAACACAGACGCCAGUAAGGAGUUCAUGGGCAUGUCACUGGAGGGCAAGCAGCUCCGUUGGGUGUACAAUGUGGGCAAUGGCACAGCUCAGGUGACAGUGGAUUAUAAUAUACUUGCAGAUGGCAAUUUCAACAACGUCAUCCUGGAGAGGAUUCUGCAGUAUGGGCAGAUAGCAAUCUCAGAUGAUGGUACGGUGAAGAAGGUGAUAAAGAGGGAGGUGGAGUCAAACGGAGACAGUGGACUGCUUAAUCUUUCAGAAAAAGACACAGUCUUUUACGUGGGAGGAUAUCCCGAUUCCUUCACGCCCCCUAAAGAGCUUCAGCUGCCGUUCUUCAAGGGUUGCAUGGAGAUGGAGACUCUGAAUGAGGAGGUGUUGAGUCUCUACAACUUUAAACAGGCCUUCCAGCUGGACACCACUGCGGUCAAGCCCUGUGGCAGAACAAAGCCAGCCCUGGCACAGCAGUGGGUCCACGACGCCGCCUACUUCGACGGCACAGGUUAUGCCGAGAUCGUACUCAAUGUGGAGGGAGAGAGCAAACGGCGUUUUGAACAGGAAGUCAGAAUUCUCUCACACAAUGGCAUUCUUAUGCUGCUGCUUCACAAAGAGCAGUUUUUGUGUCUGGCUGUCCAUGGUGGACAACUCAAGCUCUUUUACGACUUUGGAGGAGGGAUGGUAGAGGAGGAGGCAAGCGAAAAUGCUGUGGAACACAUCAGCAUCAGCCGUGGACAGACAAAAACAGUGGAUGUUAUCAUCCUUUACAGUCCUUCCAAGCGGUUGUUGGUGAGGAUCAACAAGUCCCCAGUGUACAGUGUCAUCCCUGACAAGGGUGGUGUGCCCCCGUUCCGUGACAGCUACUUCCUGGGAGGAGUUCCCAAGGAUAAACUUCCAGAAAGCUUGAAGGCCUUGUUCCCUGAUCAAAUCUCCAUCAAAGGUUGCUUCAGAAACAUCAAGGCCCAAGGCUCCUACAUAGACAUAAAGAGGAUGAACAGCUCUGGAGUCAGUUAUGGUUGCUCAUCUGACCUCCUGGUCUCACGGGAAGUACACUUCUCUGGAACAGGUUACUUGGGCCUGAGCCUGGACAACCUCCCCAGCCUACAGUCUAACUUCUACGCUGGACUGGGCUUUCGAACAGACCAGAAGAAUGGCCUCCUACUCCACUACGUGGCUGAGGAUGGAGUGUGCCAGGUUCUCCUUGACAGGGGGCAUGUGGUGGUGAGAGCCAGGGGCAAGGAAAUUAAGUCUCUGAAGACCUACAAUGAUGCCAUCAGCCAUUAUGUGACUGUGUACAGCAAUGGCAAAGGGCUGCGUGUGUAUGUGGAUGACAUGCUGGACAGUUCAGCGCGGCCUUCUGGAGCCAGCCCUGCCGCAGGCUUCCCGGUCAAAAGCACGUACCUCGGGGGAACCCCUGAGGAUGUGGGGGUGGCCAACUUCUCUGGUUGUGUCAGCAACCUGUUCAUCAACCGUAACAACGCAGAUUCGCCUCAGAUGGUGAACCUCCUGAGGUCAAAGGAGAAUGUUAACGCACCGCUGAGCUGCCCCGCAGCCAAACCGCCCCAGCAAGUGCUGGCCAAGGUCGAGAAGAGCCCCAGGGGCAGGAACAGGAAGCCCCCGAGCGGCCCACGGAACCGCAGUGCCAGGGGCUUGUGCCAGGGAGAGCUGUCUGCUCAUGAUGCUGACGCACUUCAGUUCAGUGGCUCCUCACACAGCUACCUGAAGUUCGACACCGUCCCUGAGGCCUUCAGGAAGACACCUCACUUCUCCAUGGGUGUCCGUGUCAACUCCUCAGACGGGUUGAUCUUUUACGUGCCCGGAGAGAAAGUCGGUGUCGCCAUGAUGUUGUCCGUCUCUGACGGUCACUUUCUCCUGCUGAUCGAUGGCGGCCGGAGAAAGGCCAGCAUUCGCAGCCGCAAGAAGUACAGCGACAACCAGUGGCACACGGUCUUUGUGAAGAGGGAGGGGGAGAAAGCCGUCCUGGUGGUGGAUGGCAUUAAUGUGCAUUCCAGGAAGGUGCCCAAUGGGGAGAAAAGCCCUCUCAGGCCCCCUCUGUAUAUCGGUGGCCUUCCCUCCAGGCUCUCCAGCUCGACUCACACGGUCCCUGCUGAAGGAGGCUUCACUGGCUGUAUCAGGGAUGUGAGGCUGAAUGAGGAGCCCCUGGGCAGCCCAUCUCAGGCCCUGGGGGUGGUGCCCUGCUUCCAGGACGGACUGCAGCCAGGAGCCUACUUCUCCAGCCAGGGGGGGCACCUCUCCAUUGUCGAGGCCCUAAUGGUGGGGCGGGACCUGGAGAUCCUGCUGGAGGUACGACCCGUCUCAGAGUCUGGGCUGCUGCUGCACGCUGGAGGGCAAACAGGUCUACAGCUCAGCCUGUACCUGAACCAAGGAGAGGUGACAGUGCUAGUGAAUAACGGGAACGGAGAAUUCUCGGCAUCCUUCACUCCAGAGGAGUCGCUGUGUAACGGGCGCUGGCACAGCAUCGGAGUCGUGAAGAAAAGCAACGUGAUCCAGCUCGACGUGGACACUGGCAGUGAGCAUGGCAUUGGCCCGAAGAAGAGCCGUCCAUCAGGGGGCAAAGAGACCGUUUACCUGGGAGGAGUGCCAGAUACUGUGGAUGUCCCCGGUCUACCCUCUUCUUUGCCUGCUUUCCACGGCUGUGUGCGAAGGGUAGUGAUCAACCAGAGACCAGCCGUUCUAAGCAAGCCCCUGUCUGUGCACGGAGCUGUGGGCACCCAGGGCUGCCCUGCCAUGUAGCCCCUACACAACCUGACUCCGAGGAUCCUCCCUACAUGUUACAAUCCUGGGUGGUGGGCAUACCUUUAAUAGAUAAUUUAAACAGAUAUUUAUGAAUAUGAUUUUUUUAAAUAUUAAAUGUAAAAUAUUUUUUCCACCAGCCCAAUGUCUUAUUCGGGUAAACCUAUAACCUGGACAAGAUUGACAUGGUAUAGAUCCUCAAGGAAUGACAUUCCUUUUUCAUUAUCAUCCAGCUGUCCAGCAGUACAAAAUUCUAUGGAAAUGAAAGGGUCCAAAAUAUAAAAUCUUUCAAAAUUCAACAGCACAUCAUAUUUGGGACUAAAAUAAGAUCUCCUUGUAUUAUAUUGGAAUUGCACCUUUUGCAUUUUUGUCUGGUAUUAUGGGAACAAUAUUAUCAGAGUUUUUAAAACCAAACAAAUAUCCGUAUUCCAUUUUUACUCAACCACGAAAAUUCGAAAUGAUCCCCACCAAAUUAUACUUUUUGUAAACAAAUGUUUAAGGGCUUCAAUAAAGUUUUCUUUGGGAGAAAUGAA